Molecule: messenger RNA, 2688 nt
Organism: Ipomoea nil (Japanese morning glory)
Lineage: Eukaryota; Viridiplantae; Streptophyta; Magnoliopsida; Solanales; Convolvulaceae
Product: probable galacturonosyltransferase 7
Exons: 10
Coding region: 256-2115 (619 amino acids)
Molecular function (GO): polygalacturonate 4-alpha-galacturonosyltransferase activity
Source: RefSeq, a predicted model, not a curated record
UGGGCACAUGGCAUCACGGUUCCCUCCUCUCGCUAAUCUCCCAGUUGGCGUAUUACAACAUUCCGUGUUUGAUUCCACUCGACGGCGACACCGCCUAGUGCUAAAUCCACAUCAGUUCAUAGAGGGCAACUUUCCGGCUGGAUUCCAGGUGACGUGAUCCUUCAAUGCCUGUUAGAUUUGGCCGUGAAGGAGAUAUUAAAGGUCAUUAGGGGACAGUGAUAAGGCGCUGGGAGCGAGUGCCAGGAGGAGGAGGAGAUGAAGGGCGGUGGACCGCCUUACGCUAUUCCGCCGGGGAAGAGGCGGUGGAAUUUCCUGGUGAUUGCUGUUCUCUGUCUCGUGUUUCUUUCCAUGCUCGUGCCUCUUAUCUUUUUGCUCGGCCUACACAAUGGCUUCCAUCCUUCACCCGGAUAUGUUACUGAAAAACAAACUUCAUUCACUAAAAUGGUUCAUGUUUAUGAUCAACCUGAAGCUACUAUAUCUAGAAACAAAUCGAAGGGUGAGCAAUCAAGUCAUAUAGAUGAUGUUAUAAGAAGAUUGGAACCUACUUUUCCAAAGGAUUUUCAGAAGAACAUUAUAAAGGAAGCUGAGAACAAGACUACUAUUGGUCCUCCGCUGCCAGUUGCUAUGCCUAAAGAACACCCUAAAGAAAAUAGCAACAAGGUUCACAGUAAGGGUGCUGCUGCUGAAAAAGUGAAGGAUACUGAGGAGAGUGUAAAGCUUUGUGAAUUAAAAUAUGGGAGCUACUGCUUAUGGCGUCAACAAAACAGGGAGAAAGUAAAUGAUUUUAUUGUGAGAAAGAUGAAGGACCUAUUAUAUGUGGCUCGGGCUUAUUAUCCUAGCAUUGCAAAGCUUCCAACUCAGGACAAGUUAUCACUUGAAAUGAAGCAAAAUAUUCAGGACUUUGAGCGUGUGCUUAGUGAAACUACUGUUGAUAAAGAUCUUCCCUCAAUGAUUGAAAACAAGCUAGGUAAGAUGGAAGCUGUAAUUGCGAAAGCAAAAGCUUGUCCUGUGGAAUGUGGUAAUGUUGACAAGAAAUUUAGACAACUAGUGGAUCUGACAGAGGAUGAAGCUAAUUUCCAUGCAAAACAGAGUGCUUUCCUCUACCAACUUGCGGUACAAACCAUACCAAAGAGUCUCCAUUGUCUGUCAAUGCGACUUACUGUGGAAUAUUUUAGAUCUUCUCCACUCGAUGAGGAGCAGUCUUUGGCAGAGAAAUAUUUGAAUCCUGAUUUGCACCAUUACAUUAUAUUCUCCAAGAAUGUACUUGCAUCAUCUGCAGUUGUAAACUCUACAGUUCUGCAUGCAAAAGAAAGUGAGACUCAAGUAUUUCAUGUUCUGACAGACAGAGAGAAUUACUUUGCUAUGAAAUUAUGGUUUUCUCUAAACAAGUAUAAGGAAGCAACAGUCCAGGUUUUGAAUAUAGAGGACCCUAAUUUGGAUGAUGUUAAGGGGACUCCGACGCAGCUCUUGUUGCCUGAGGAAUAUCGUAUUUUCCUUCAUAAAGUCGAUAAAUCAUCUACGAUUAAAAGAACGGAGUACUUAUCCGUGUUUACUCAUUCACACUAUCUCCUUCCUAAGAUUUUUCAUUCUUUAAAGAAAGUAGUGGUUUUGGAUGAUGACAUUAUUGUCCAAAGAGACUUGUCAGACUUAUGGAGAAUUAAUUUGGGUGGAAAAGUGAAUGGUGCUGUACAGGUUUGCUCAGUUAGGCUGGUUGAACUGAAGAACUUUUUAGGUGGCAAGAUUUCGGAUGAAAAAUCUUGUGCUUGGAUGUCAGGAUUAAAUAUCAUUGAUCUUGACAGGUGGCGGGAGCGAGACCUUUCUGGAAAGUUCCAAGGACUUCUGCAAGAGCAUUUGAGCACAGAAGAAGGUUUGUCAUUGCGUGCCAGCUUGCUUACCUUUCAGGAUGAGAUUUACGGUCUUGAUUACAAAUGGGUUUUGUCAGGAUUGGGUCAUGAAUAUGGUCUUGAUACUAAAGUUGUAAAGAACGCUGGUGUUUUGCAUUUUAACGGUAACAUGAAACCCUGGCUUGAUAUGGGCAUCCGAGAUUACAAAGAAUUUUGGAGCAAGUAUCUGAACAAGGAAAACCAAUUGUUAAGAGAUUGCAAUGUGAAUUAGUAGACUUCUUGAUACUCUUAGGUUUCUUUCUCUGCUGAAGUUUCAGUGAAGUAGGGGAUCAGAAGUAUGCACAAAAAUGGCUCUUGUGGAUGCGCCCAUACCAUAGCAUUCUCCCAAGCUGAGGGAACUUACAGGCAAAAUGUAGCAUGAUGAAUUUGAUGCUGUGUGUUUCUAUUGUUUUGUUAAUAAGGAAAGACGGUUUAUUUAACCUCUUGGCAAGUCCAAGACGAGGUGGCAGCUUCAUGUGUUAAUUCACACCGGUGAGCAUAGAGAACAUUCAGUGGGAAAUUACUUGUGCAUGCACCGCACCAUCCAUCUGUGGCCAUAGUUACAAGAAGCAAACCGUGGGUAUUCUUUGAACAGGAUGAUGUUUUUUUCUGUUUGCUCCCUGGAGAAUCCCCCCAUCUUAUUCGUAGGGCAAAGGUGUCAGGCUAAAAGGCCAUUUUAAUUCCAAUAGAGCAAAAUUACAUAGUUGAUGUUUGUGUGUUUUUUUAUUCUUAUAUUGAUCCCUUCUGUAAGACACUACAAUUUAUUCUCAACCAGUAGCAAUUCUUUUCCAAUUGUUUUAGGCUA